AUCCUGUUAAGAAAAAGAAAAAACGUAAAGAUGGGUCAAGAUCCUCCGAUAAAAACGAAUCCAAAAAGAAGAAUAAAAAAGGUUCAUGUCAAAAAAGCCCAAAACACACCACACCAGAAGACAAGAAAGAACCAAUAUUUGAUGAACAAAUUUGGUCGAGGCGGAGGAGUGAAAGAAUUUUUUUGAAUGACACAAGUCCAAUAGCUUCAAGGGAUGUUAGUCCAUCAAACAAGAAGCAGUCUCAAUUAAACCAAACAGGUUCCGAGGUAGAUUCAACAAUAACGAACAUUUCUAAACAAGAAAUUAAAUUGGAAAUUGAGUUGCCUGGUGACAAGAUUGUCAGCGUUCUAGACGCUCUUACAACAGACCCUCUUACGAUGCGUAAGAAACUCGAACGAUUAUCAGGGAGUGGGGAAGAGACUACAAACAUCAAAACAAAACUUAAUACUAAAAAGAUCCCUACUAAAGUUAAAGAUAUUUAUUCAGAUAAUGACGCCAGUGAUAAGGACGUUGAUGAUAGUGAAAGUGAGGAUCUGCCAUUGAGUGUCUUACGGGAGAGACCAGCUUCUCCGGCUCAAAGAUCCUGUGCCAUUUUACCCGAAGAACUUUGUCACGGUUUGCGUGUUCUCAUCCCUAUUGACAAUUUAUUUUAUGCUGGUUAUGUUAGUCCAAUACAGCCACCAGAUGUUUAUGGUGUCAUUAUCGAUGGCCAACGUGGAAACAGACCUCAUGUAUUCUCACAGGAGCAGAUGUUGCAGCAGGCUAUUUUAGAUGUAAAGCCAAAGUCUGUACGAUACCUUCCAGAAGGCUCUAGAAUAUGUGCCUAUUGGAGUCAACAAUAUCGAUGUCUCUAUCCUGGAACAGUCGUCAAAGGAAGUCCAAAUCCAACUGUUGAUACGAAUUACGUAAGUGUUGAAUUUGACGAUGGCGACUCUGGAAGGAUUUUGAUUGACGACAUCAGGCUUUUACCACCAGACUAUCCGGUUCUGGAAAUUGAGCCGUCAACUGUUCUUCUUGAAAGAAGGAGGCGACGUAAGACAUCUAACAUGUCAACUAAUGGAGCAAGUUCCACUAGACCACAACAACAAUCAAGUCGAAAUGGUCAGUACGACAAUUAACUGCUAUUAAAAUAC
Messenger RNA from Anneissia japonica, 1133 nucleotides. Its product is annotated as trinucleotide repeat-containing gene 18 protein-like. The transcript has a single exon. Lineage: Eukaryota; Metazoa; Echinodermata; Crinoidea; Comatulida; Comatulidae. The annotation marks the transcript as partial. The record is from RefSeq and is a predicted model, not a curated record.